Messenger RNA from Lagenorhynchus albirostris (white-beaked dolphin), 2233 nucleotides. RefSeq names its product doublesex and mab-3 related transcription factor 3 (gene DMRT3). The transcript has 2 exons. Gene Ontology annotation, biological process: regulation of transcription by RNA polymerase II; male sex differentiation. Lineage: Eukaryota; Metazoa; Chordata; Mammalia; Artiodactyla; Delphinidae. Gene Ontology annotation, molecular function: protein binding; RNA polymerase II cis-regulatory region sequence-specific DNA binding; DNA-binding transcription factor activity, RNA polymerase II-specific. Bases 1 to 1410 code for a protein of 469 amino acids. The record is from RefSeq and is a predicted model, not a curated record. Gene Ontology annotation, cellular component: nucleus.
AUGAACGGCUACGGCUCUCCCUACCUGUACAUGGGCGGCCCCGUGUCGCAGCCGCCGCGGGCGCCCUUGCAGCGCACGCCCAAGUGCGCGCGCUGCCGCAACCACGGCGUGCUGUCCUGGCUCAAGGGCCACAAACGCUACUGCCGCUUCAAAGACUGCACCUGUGAGAAGUGCAUCCUUAUCAUCGAGCGGCAGCGGGUCAUGGCGGCGCAGGUGGCGCUGCGCAGGCAGCAGGCCAACGAGAGCCUCGAGAGCCUCAUCCCCGACUCGCUGCGCUCCCUGCCAGGACCCCCGCCGCCGGGAGACGCCACCUCUGCCCCGCCGCCCUCGCAGCCGUCUCAGCCGCCGCUGCCGCGCCCCGCUGUGGAGUUGGCUGCUGCCGCCGCGCUGCGCUGGGCCGCGGAGCCCCAGCCUGGGGCGCUGCAGGCGCAGCUCGCCAAGCCAGAUUUGACUGAAGAACGACUCGGGGACAGCAGCACAGCGGACACCACUGAGACCUUCAGUGACAAAGACACGGACCAGAGGAGCUCCCCGGACGUGGCCAAAAGUAAGGGCUGCUUCACGCCAGAGAGCCCCGAGAUAGUGUCGGUGGAUGAAGGGGGGUAUGCGGUCCAGAAGAACGGAGGCAGCUCUGAGAGCCGACCCGACAGCCCCAAGUACCCCGGGGAGCAGAAUCACCUCCUGAUCGAGGGCCCCUCGGGGACCGUGUCUCUGCCCUUCAGCUUGAAAGCCAACAGACCGCCCCUGGAAGUGUUAAAAAAAAUAUUCCCCAAUCAGAAGCCCACGGUGCUGGAGCUGAUCCUGAAGGGCUGCGGGGGCGACCUGGUGAGCGCCGUGGAGGUCCUGCUCUCCAGCCGCACCUCCAGCUUGGCCGCGGACCGAACUGCGGCAGAGCCCGAGGGCCUGGUGCUGCCCUCCAGCGGGCACAUCUUUGAACACACCUUGAGCUCCUACCCCAUCUCCUCUUCCAAAUGGUCCGUGGGCUCGGCCUUCAGAGUCCCAGACACGUUGAGGUUUUCCGCCGACUCCAGUAACGUGGUCCCCAGCCCCCUGGCCGUGCCCCUGCAGCACCCGUUCCCCCAGCCCCCCCGGUACCCUCUGAUGCUGAGGAAUACUUUGGCGAGAAACCAGUCGAGCCCCUUUCUUCCCAACGAUGUCACCCUGUGGAACACCAUGACGUUGCAGCAACAGUACCAGCUGAGGUCCCAGUACGUCAGCCCUUUCCCCACUAACUCUACCAGCGUCUUCAGAAGCUCACCUGUCCUCCCCGCCCGCGUCCCCGAAGACCCUCGGAUACCCAUCCCUGACGAUGGGUGUCCCAUCGUGUCAAAGCAGUCCAUUUACGCCGAGGACGACUAUGACGAGAGGUCUGACUCCUCAGACUCUAGAAUACUCAACACUUCAUCUUAAAGUGCUACCCGAUGGGUGGUGACCAGGUGACGUUGUCUGUGCGUUUGAACCCUGGCCCCCCCUUGAGGAGAGGCCACAUCCUGUGUAUACCUUUUCCUUCUGUUUCACAAAGUGACUGUGCUUGAUUCUAUACCUUAGCAAUAAAAACAUAACUUAUUUAAUUUCUUGCACUUCACUGGAAAAUGCCAAAUAGCUCUGCUCUGUGGCUUUAGUGCUGAAUGUUCGUUGUAAAAGAGAAUAGUCUUGGGAAAGCCUUGGGCCCAUGGAAGAUUUAUUUGGGGAUGUAGAGCUGAAGGUCAGCCUUGCCCCUAAACUCAGCCUGGAAUGUUCAAUAAAAUAGUAUACUUGAAUGAAUUUUUUUUUUUUUUUUUUUUUUUUUUUUUGCGGUACACGGGCCUCUCCUGUUGCGGAGCACAGGCUGUGGACGCGCAGGCUCAGCGGCCAUGGCUCACGGGCCCAGCCGCUCCGCGGCACGUGGGAUCUUCCCGGACCGGGUCGCAAACCCGCGUCCCCUGCAUCGGCAGGCGGACUCUCAACCACUGCGCCACCAGGGAAACCCCUUGAAUGAAAUUUUGUAAAAGAGGAUUCCUUAGGAUAUGUGAAACCUAAAGGCAGUGGUUCGGUUGCAAACGGACUAUAAACAGGGACCUUAUACUCCUAUGCUAAAAAUCCUUGCAUUUUAAAGAGAGACUGCACUUAAUAGAGUGAACCGCUCACAUGCUUAUUUAAGCUUGGACAGUUUUCAGAGACAAACUCCAUUAAGAAUUAUUCUUUUCACAUGGCUGAAUCGAAACGUGUAAUGUCAAUGUCAGUGUAAAGCCAA